GCGCUGUAGCGCUGUCUCCGCCUCGCAGCUCUUUAAACGGGCUCGGCCGGUGCACGCUGCGCUUGCUGCGCUCGGUGGUGUCCUGAGCUCAGCUCAGCAUGGCAGAUCGAGGUGAAAGCGGUAGCUCCUGACGUGCUCUCAGUGUCCUGGGAGCAGCAUCAGCAUGAUGAGCUCCAGCUUCAGCUCGUGCAGGUUCGCCGAUUAUUUCGUGGUGUGUGGACUGGACACGGACACGGGGCUGGAGCCAGACGAGCUUUCCGCUUUGUAUCGGUACAUACAGGCCGCUAAAUUGAGAGAUGGGGCCACACGAAUGUCGGCGAGUGAGAAUAAAGGGGAAAAUUUUGAACAGAGUCCACUGCGCAGAACUUUUAAAUCCAAAGUCCUGGCACACUACCCUGAGAAUGUGGAGUGGAGUCCCUUCGACCAGGAUGCUGUGGGCAUGCUUUGUAUGCCCAAGGGGCUGUCCUUUCGCACCCAGGCAGACCCCCGUGAACCACAGUUCCAUUCCUUCAUCAUCACUCGGGAGGACGGUUCCCGCAGCUACGGCUUUGCCCUCACAUUCUACGAGGAGGUGACCAGCAAGCAGAUCUGCAGUGCCAUGCAGACACUAUACCACAUGCACAAUGCUGAACAGUACGACAUCUUGCACAUGCCCUCAGCAGGACCUCCCGCCAGCCUGCAGCGCUUCAACUCCUACGACAUCACCCGCGACACGCUCUAUGUCUCAAAGUGCAUCUGCCUUCUAGCGCCCAUGGCCUUCCAGCAGGCCUGCCGGAAGGUUCUGGAGCAGCUCCAUCAGGCGAUCACCUCGUCCCAGCCGCCGCCACUGCCCCUGGAGAGCUACAUAUUCAACGUGCUCUAUGAGGUCCCGCUGCCCCCAGCCGGACGCUCCCUCAAGUUCUCGGGGGUCUACAGCCCCGUGGUGUGCCAGCGGCCGAGCACGAGCGAGCUGCCGCUCUUUGACUUCCCGCUCAGUGACGUCUUCCAGCUGCUCGGGGUGGAGAACGUGCUGCAACUAUUCACCUGUGCCCUGCUGGAAUUCCAGAUCCUUCUGUACUCCCAACAUUACCAGAGGCUGAUGACUGUGGCCGAGAGCAUCACAGCCCUGAUGUUCCCCUUCCAGUGGCAGCACGUUUAUGUGCCCAUCCUGCCAGCCUCGCUGCAGCACUUCCUGGAUGCGCCCGUGCCGUACUUGAUGGGCCUCCACUCCAACGGGCAAGAUGACCGCUCCAAGCUGGAGCUUCCGCAGGAGGCCAACCUGUGCUUUGUGGACAUUGACAACCACUUCAUAGAGCUCCCCGAGGACCUGCCGCAGUUCCCCAGCAAGCUGGAGUUUGUUCAAGAGAUCUCCGAGGCCCUGCUGGCGUUCGGCAUCCCACCGGAGGGCAGCUCGUGCUGCGGAGACGGCGUGCCCAAACUGACGGGGUUCCGCUCCUGCGAUGAGGUUUCCGACAGGCGUAACGGCAACCUGGCCGGCUCGCCAUUCAACUCAUUCCGGCUGAAAGACAACGAGACUAUCGCCCGUCUCCAGGCCCUGGUCAAAAGAACCGGCAUCAGCCUGGAGAAGUUGGGUGGGGUGGACAAUCCCACCGCUAACAGAGACCAAAAGGUGCAGUGUGAGGAGGACGAACUGCAGACCCACCUGCUCAACGUUCGCCUCCGUGAGAUCUUUGCCAACCGUUUCACGCAGAUGUUCGCUGACUACGAGGUGUUUGUCAUCCAGUCCAACCAAGACAAGGACUCCUGGUUCAGCAACCGUGACCAGAUGCAGAACUUUGACAAGGCCUCGUUCCUCUCGGACCAACCGGAGCCCUACCUGCCCUUCCUGUCCCGCUUCCUGGAGACGCAGACCUUCGCUUCCUUCAUCGACAGCAAGAUCCUGUGUCACGACGACGAGGACAAGGAGCACACGCUGCAGGUGUUUGACACCAGGGUGGACAAGGUCCGCAUGCUCAACGUGCGGACGCCCACUCUGCGCACCUCCAUGUACCAGAAGUGCACUAACAUCGAUGAGUCAGAGAAGGCCAUCGAGAUGAGGGUGUCCAAAAUCGACCACACGGCGCUGCACCCUCACCUGCUGGACAUGAAAAUCGGACAGGGCCGCUAUGAACCGGGCUUCUUUCCCCGCCUGCAGUCUGACGUGCUCUCCUCCGGGCCCACUGGCAACAAGUGGGCCAAGCGGAGCACCGCAGCACACUGGAGACUGAGGGACAAGCAGAGACAGCAUGUGGAACAGCUGUACUUGGACAAUGAACAGAAGCACAUUCAGGAAGCCAGGAGCCUGGGCGCGAGCAUCCGGCAGCCCAACCUCUCGAACCUGUCGCCUUCUGUCAUCGCUCAGACCAACUGGAAGUUUGUGGAGGGGCUGCUGAAGGAAUGCAGAAAUAAGACCAAGCGCAUGCUGGUAGAGAAGAUGGGCCGGGAAGCGGUGGAGCUGGGCCACGGGGAGGGCAGCAUCACGGGCGUGGAGGAGAACACGCUCAUCGCCAGCCUGUGCGACCUGCUGGAGCGCAUCUGGAGCCACGGCCUGCAGGUCAAGCAGGGUAAAUCUGCCUUGUGGUCACAUCUGCUGCACUAUCAAGAGAGCAAAGAGAAGGACACACCAGCAGGCCUCAGUCCUCCAGGACUCAUCCAUGACUCGGAGAGACGCAAGUCUGAUGCGGGACUCGCUCUGCCCCCCUUGAAAGUGUCCCUCAUAGAGGACAUGCGGCACAUCCAGAACAUCGGUGAGAUCAAGACGGACGUGGGCAAGGCGCGAGCCUGGGUGCGUCUCUCCAUGGAAAAGAAGCUGCUCUCCAGACAUCUGAAGCAGUUGCUGUCCGAUGAGGAGCUGACAAAGAAGCUGUACAAGCGCUACGCUUUCCUGCGCUGUGAUGACGAGAAGGAGCAGUUCCUCUACCAUCUCCUGUCCUUCAAUGCGGUGGACUACUUCUGCUUUACCAGCGUCUUCACCACUGUCUUGAUCCCAUACCAUGUAGUGGUUAUCCCCAGCAAGAAACUUGGGGGGUCCAUGUUCACAGCCAACCCGUGGAUCUGUAUUUCCGGGGAGCUCUCGGAGACUGUGGUCCUCCAGGUGCCGAAGAACUCUCUGGAGAUCACCUUUGAGUGCCAGAAUUUGGGCAAGCUGACCACGGUGCAGGUGGGCCACGACAACUCAGGACUGUAUGCCAAGUGGCUGGUGGAAUGCGUUAUGGUGAGGAAUGAGGUCACCGGACACACGUACAAGUUUCCAUGCGGACGCUGGCUCGGAAAGGGUGUCGAUGAUGGCAGCUUGGAGCGGAUCCUCGUGGGGGAGUUGGUGACGCCCACCUCUGAGAACGAAGAACGCCUGUGUCGGACGCCCCCCAUGCAGCAGUCGCCCAGUAUGAUUCGGAGGCUGGUCACCAUAUCCCCAAGCAGCAAACCAAAGCUGAACACAGGGCAGAUCCAGGAAGCAGUGGGUGAGGCCAUCAACGGGAUCGUCAAGCACUUCCACAAGCCAGAAAAAGAGAGGAGCAGCCUGUCUCUGCUGCUGUGCGGGGAGUACGGCCUGGUCUGGGCACUGGAACAGGUUUUCUUGCACGGCUUCCGGACUCCGCGCCUCUUCAAGAACGUCUUUAUCUGGGACUUCCUGGAGCGGGCACAGGCUCAUUUUGAGAGCCCAGAGCAGAGGGAGCUGGAGCAAGAUGAGAACUGGCACACAAGAGCCCAUGACUUCUGCCGCUUCAUGAGGGCUGUCAACAGCACACCACGAAACAUCGGCAAGGACGGAAAGUUCCAGAUGCUUGUGUGUCUAGGAGCUCGGGACCACCUGCUGCAUCACUGGAUCGCUCUUCUGUCCGAGUGCCCGAUCACAGUGCAGAUGUACGAGGACACAGCGAUGAUAAAGGAUCGCGUACUAGUGAACUCUCUGAUCAGAGUGCUACAGACUUUGCAGGACUUCAAUAUCACUCUGGAGGCCUCACUAACCAAAGGAAUAGGAAUUUAGACCCUCUUCGCUUCCUGGGACCUGGCAAAGUUUGGACUAUGGCUUCUUUUACAGAAGAACAUAAUUGUUUGUUCGGGGGCAAAGACUCGCACAAACUUUGGCUUAUUUUAAAGCUAUCGUUACAUUUUGCCAUAUAAUAAGUGCAAUGAGUGUUUACAGGAGUGUCAUUAUGGUUCCCCUCUAUGAUGUGCUGUCAAUACUUUUAUUCUGGAUACUACUCCAUGUGUCUAAAAUGUAUUAAUGAAAACUAAUUUUUAUUGUUGUGAACUGCUGACAAGUGCUUUAUUUAAGAAAAAAAGCAAGUGAAAUUAAUAUAUUUUCAGACAGGAAUAUUAUUAUUUAGGUAUGUCUACUGGGUUGCUUGCUCCGUCCUCAGUAUUUCAUUUAAUAGAAUGAAGAGCUCAAGGUGAUUUAUUUAGGAGUAUGCUUUAUAAGUACUGACUUGUGAGGGCUCUGACUUUUUAGUACAAAUGAGGAAAGGAAUCUUUCCAAAUACUUUCUUUAAAGUGAAAGGCAUAGACUUCAUCAUUCUUGGAAAGAUUGUGCUCUCGUCUUUCUAUACAUAUCAGACACCUCCAUUUGAAAAAAAGGCGCCUUUAUUCAUAUAGUGUAUAUGUUAACAAUGAAGCUUGAAGCACUGAUGCGCAACUGUCUUUGCUGGAUAUCUUUAUAAGCCAUUUUCAGUUCCUUCCCUGUACUUUCCAGUAAUAAGCAUGGGUUUUUACUGUGACUGCUUUUCCCUGCUGGAAGUUGCUGGUAAUCAAAGCAUUUCUGUAAAUACCUCUAAACCACAGCUGUCAAACCCAGUUUCCUGCAGACCAUGUUUUUGAAGAUUUUUGGCUCUAGCCUCCUCCUCCAAUUACUUUAAGUCCAACAUUUUGUAUAGUUUAUUAAAACAUGGUACAUUUUGUACUUUUAUUUUAAUGCCAUAUUCAGAGAGAGGUUCAUUGGUAUAAAUGGUAAAGAUAGUUUACCAUUGUGCCAUUGGGUUGAUACUAUAACAGCCAUCCAGAAACUGCCAGGAACUGGGGGGGGGGAACACACUUCCAGUUGUAGAAUCUGGUCUCUCUAUAAAGACUGUCUUACAAGGGAUGCUUUUUUUCUUGGGAAAAAGUGCUUUUACAGUGACAGCAUCCUACAGUCUGUAUUACACCAUAACCCAGUGGAGUUGUACCUUGGCUGCAGUAAAUUUUAGAUAUAGACUGGCUCCUCAUCUUGCAUUGUCAUUGUCUCCAAGUUUCUAUUCAAGACUGAUGCUGUAUGAGUGUGUUUGUCCUGCCAACUAUCGGCCGGGAGCAGAAACGCGUAUCACUUUUGUUCUACAAAACAGAGGUGAUAAAUACAAAAAAAAAAAAAAAAAAAUUUUUUUUUAAAAAAACAUCACCUAGGAAUAAACUGGAAAAUGUAUCUUUGAUAAUUCAUGACUUCCAAAUAUAACACCAGGAGCCAGAGUAGUUAUACAAACGUAUUAUCCAGCCAUACAGUAACAUGGCCUUACUUCUGUCAAGGCAGAUAUAAGGUAAAUGUUGCUGCAUACAUCUACAUGAAGGGUUAAGUAUUUUAUAUAUUUUCAGUUGUACUAACCAAUAGCACCAUUCCCUUCCCUACCUUUAAUUGCUGCUGUUAUUUCUAUGCAAGUAUAAUUGUGAAAAGUAACAAAAAGGAACAUAAAGCAAACAAAAACGUGCCCAUACAUAUCCACUAAAGUGUUUUAAAAGUAUGAUGGCAUUUCUGCUUACCAGAAGCACAUGUUAAAAUUUAUCUUGAGUAAUGCUGAAAUACUAUGGCCAUGAAUUUCCUGGCUGAGGUUUUUACUGGGUGGGGAUGGGGUUGCUGUUGAGUGAAUUAACCUGUAGUGUGUUAUAGGUGAACAGCAGUGCACAGUGUAUAAAUGCAACUUUUUUUCCCCCCUAAAUAUCCAGGAAAUGUGUGCAAAUGUGAGAGAUGUGUAUUUUUUUAUGCAACAAACACCAUUAUUAUUGUUGUACUUCAACUGUAAUUAACAAUUACAUAAUGUUGCACAAUGAGUGGAUAAUUUGUUUUCUGUACACUUCUUUUUAUCCAAAAAAAGUGAACCUAUGUCCAUUACAGGUAGUCAUAAGAGGCUGAACUUAUAA
This is a messenger RNA of Scleropages formosus (Asian bonytongue), 6084 nucleotides long. It is a transcript of the gene dennd5a, whose product is annotated as DENN/MADD domain containing 5A. Bases 164 to 3967 code for a protein of 1267 amino acids. The transcript is spliced from 23 exons. Gene Ontology annotation, cellular component: trans-Golgi network. Gene Ontology annotation, biological process: retrograde transport, endosome to Golgi. Gene Ontology annotation, molecular function: small GTPase binding; guanyl-nucleotide exchange factor activity. The record is from RefSeq and is a predicted model, not a curated record. Lineage: Eukaryota; Metazoa; Chordata; Actinopteri; Osteoglossiformes; Osteoglossidae.